Triticum turgidum subsp. durum (durum wheat) is the source of this 2019-nucleotide messenger RNA. The record is from the annotation of a GenBank genome assembly. NCBI's taxonomy places the organism in Eukaryota, Viridiplantae, Streptophyta, Magnoliopsida, Poales, Poaceae.
AUGCCUCAGGCUCACAAGAAGCUCAGCUGCUUCCUCCUCCUCCUUCUCGUCGCUGUUAGCCUUGCUAUCUGCAGCGUCGGCCAGCAGUUCGUCUACUCCAGCUUCGCCGGCGCCAACAUCACCCUCGGCGGCGCGGCCGCGGUCACUCCAACCGGUCUUCUCGAGCUCACCAACGGCACGCUCCGCCAGAAGGCCCACGCCAUCCACCCGGCGCCGUUCCGCUUCCGCGAGCCGGCGGCGCGGAACCGGACGGUGCGGUCGUUCUCGGCCUCCUUCGUGUUCGGCAUCCUCUGCCCCGACGCCAACAACUGCGGCCAUGGCAUCGUCCUGUUCGUCGCCCCUGGGGGCUACAACUUCUCCGCCGCGUUCCCGAGCCAAUAUCUCGGCCUUGUUAACAACAGCACCAACGGCGCCGCCGCGAACCACAUCUUCGGCGUCGAACUCGACACCGACCAGAACAACGAGUUCCGCGACAUCGACGGCAACCACGUCGGCAUCGACGUCAACGGGCUCACGUCCCUCGCGUCCAGCAGCGCCGGCUACUUCGCCGACGACGGCAUCCUCCACAACCUGACGCUCGCAAGCGGCACGGCGAUGCAGGUGUGGGUGGACUACGACGGCGAAGAGAAACUGAUCACCGUGGCCAUGGCUGCCCUGGGAACGGCCAAACCCGUGAAGCCGCUGCUCUCCAAGACCUGCGACCUCUCAACUGUGCUCACGGACACGGCGUACGUGGGCUUCUCGUCGGCCACGGGUUCCUUCAACUCGCAACACUACGUUCUUGGCUGGAGUUUCGCGAUGGACGGACCUGCUCCGGCCAUCGACAUCGCCAAGCUGCCAAAGCUCCCCCGCUUUGGCCCGAAGCGCCAUCCCAAGCUCGCACAGAUCAUCCCACCCGUAGCGACGACAGCGUUCAUCUUUGCCGCGGGCACCCUCAUCGUCCUCCUAAUACGACGGCGGCUCAAGUACAGCGAGCUCCGGGAAGAUUGGGAGGUCGAGUUCGGGCCGCACCGGUUCUCCUACAAGGAUCUGUUCAGCGCCACCGGCGGGUUCAAGGAGAAGAAUCUGCUCGGUGUGGGAGGGUUCGGGAGGGUAUACAAAGGGGUGCUACCGGCGCCCAAACUGGAGAUCGCCGUCAAGAAGGUGUCACAUGACUCAAAACAAGGCAUGAAAGAGUUCAUCGCCGAGGUUGUGAGCAUUGGGCGACUACAACAUCGCAAUCUCGCUCAGUUACAUGGUUAUUGCAGGCGUAAAGGUGAACUGCUCUUGGUAUACGAGUACAUGUCAAAUGGGAGCCUUGAUAGGCACUUGUAUGGCGAUGAUGAGAAGCCGGUUCUAGAUUGGGACAAAAGGUUCCGGAUCAUCAAGGGAAUUGCUUCCGGGUUGCUCUACCUCCACGAGGAGUGUGAGAAAGUAAUCAUCCAUCGGGACAUCAAAGCUAGUAAUGUCCUCCUCGACAAUGAGAUGAAUGGUCGACUCGGUGACUUUGGGCUGGCAAGGUUGUACGACCGUGGCGCCAACCCACAAACCACACAUGUGGUUGGGACCAUAGGAUACCUAGCUCCAGAGCUCGGUCGCACUAGCAAGGCAACCCCCCUGACCGACGUGUUCGCCUUCGGCAUAUUCCUUCUUGAGGUCACAUGUGGACAAAGGCCCAUUAGGCAAAAUUUACAAGGCGAACAAUUAAUGCUGGUCGACUGGGUACUUGAGCAUUGGCACGGAGGAUCACUGGCUGAAACCGUGGAUACCAAGCUUCAUAGCUACGAUGCCGGUGAGGCUUGCCUAGCAUUGAAGCUAGGAUUAUUAUGCUCGCAUCCUCUCUCCAAUUUAAGGCCAGGAAUGCGACAGGUCAUGAGGUACCUUAAUGGAGACGUGCAACUACCGGAGCUUACGUUGAUGAAUGAGAGCUUCGAGAUUCUUGCGAUGAUGCAGAACGAAGGGUUUGACUCGUACGUCAUGUCUUACCCUUCAUCGAUGGAAAGUGUGACCACCUUGUCCAGCCUUGUAGAGGAAACAUGA